AUUAGUAAUGAUAUGUAUCGGUUAUUAUCUUCUUCUUUUUUUUCAAAAAGUUCUGGACACAAGUUAAAUCCUCUCUCUGUAGCUGAUGAAAUUCGAGAAUCGAGAUGAUGCCUUGUAAUUGAUUUUUGCAAGCUCUCCAGCUCUCCAGCUUCUGUUUUUUCUUGCCUCAACUGCACCGACAACACUGCUUCAACCUGAAACUCAAGGUCAGCCUCAAGCUUCUUUUCAAGCUCACAUCAAAUCAACUCGCACCACAAAUUAACAAUCUGUUGGAUAGGUAGUGUGUUAAGGAAAUUAAAUUAGAUUUAGCUCACAGAUUUUAGAUGUUAUUAUUGUUGUGUCAUGAUCAAAAACUUUAGUUGCUUCUAUUUGAAUUUUGGAACAAUGUAUAGUUUCAUUUCAAUUUCUGUUUCAAAAAAAUAUAUUAUACUAUAUAAUUUUGGCUUUUAAUAUAUAUAUAUAUAUACUUUUCAUUUAUCAUCCAAAAUCACAAAAUAUAUCAUGGCAAAAAAACUUAGUUAUACAUAAGCCACGCAAUGGUCACAUCAUUUUCAUGGCUAAAAACUCAUUACACACAAAAUAAAAAAAUUGUGUCAUUUUCAUAACUAAUCAUCCACGAAAAUUAUAGUGGCAAAACGUGACUAGAAUAGCCACAAAAUAUUCAUGACAGCCGUAUAUAGUCACGAAUGUGUCAUGGAAAAUCAGGGUUUUUGGCCACGAUACCCACAAUUUAAAAUAGAUACGAACGUACAUCAAAGUUUUCGUGAUUUUUCGUGGCUAAACCUACAUAUAGCCACCUGCAUACAACCACAAAAAUUGAUCUAUAGCCAUGAAAUAAAUUGUGGCUAUAGCUGAUUAUUUUACUAAUGAUAGUUUUAAAUAUACUAAUAUAUAUCUAAUUAAUUUUUUAUUUGAAAGUGGAGCUUAUGAAGUGAAAACCCAUCAAAACAUUUCAUAUGGAUGUGCUUAGGUCCGGCUCGAAGUGAAGCCAAGAAGGAUUGAGAUUUAUUUCCAAGAAAGCUUGUGCGUGAAAGGAAUCUAAUAUUUCGAUGAUGUUUAUAAUUCAACGAUAUAUAAUAUGAAAUCCAACUAGAUCGCACUUAUAUAUAUAUAUAUAUAUAUAAUAUGGCACAUAUUCGUGGCGACUUAACAAAGUUAUGAGCCAUGCCUAGUUUACCAACUUUAACCAUACGACGGUCUCACGGACACGCAUGAAGACUAAAUCGUAGUAGUUUCCUUUUGAUUCCAUUCAUGCAUAAGCUUAUACGUAAACGCACACAUCACUAAUCCAAUUUGUAUACACUUUAGUGUUAAGUGUAUAUAUAAUCCAACGUUUAAUUAUUUAUUAUAAUAGUUGUGUUUGCGUUUAUUAUUUAAAAUAUUAUUAUUAAAAUAUUAUAAUAGCUCAGUGUACCUCCGGAUAUAGAUUGCUUCACAUGUGUUUCUUGUUUUAUUUGCUCCUUCUUAUCCAUUUCGCUCUUUUCUUGUUGUCAGCUUCUUCCCUUGUUGUAUUGCGUUUUAGAAAAUUUGCCCGGUUUGAGAAGAAGAAGAUGAAUAGAGAUAGAAAAAAUUUAAAAUGGAUAGGGUUCAUGUAUUUUGUUGCACAAUUUCUGUAGUUAAAUUCAUCUGUUAUCAGUUCUUAUUUGUGUAUUUUAAUAGAGAUGAGCUAUAUAUAGUAUUUAAUCAACUUAUAUAUUAAGAUUUUGAGUAAAAAAAUUCAAUAUGUAUACAUUAUAAAGGAAAUGUUUAUAACGUAUUAUGUGAAUCGAAUCAUCUAAUCAAUAAAUAAUUAACAAAAUUUAGCUGAGAACGGACUAUACAUGUGAAUAAAUAACGACUCCUUGCAAGAAUUAAGGCCACACCACCAGCUUUUCAAGUCUUCAAAGCAUUCCUUUACAAAACAUCUAUCUUUCUUCAUAGUAUCGACAUGGCUUGCGAAAACAAUCUCGUUGUAAAGCAAAUUAUCGACUUAUACAGCCAAAUCUCAAACCUAGAGAGUUUAAAACCAUCCAAGAGUGUCGACACUUUGUUCGGACAACUCGUAUCCACGUGCUUACCAACGGACACAGACAUCGAUGUCACAAAAAUACACGAUGAUAAAGUCAAAGAUAUGAGGUCUCAUCUCAUCAAGCUUUGUGGUGAAGCCGAAGGAUAUUUGGAGCAACACUUUUCCACAAUCAUAGGCUCUUUUGAAGACAACCCACUUAACCAUUUACACAUGUUUCCUUACUACAACAACUAUCUCAAACUAAGCGAACUCGAGUUCGAUCUCCUAUCUCAACACAUAAGCCAUGUCCCUACCAAAAUCGCUUUUAUCGGUUCGGGUCCGAUGCCACUUACAUCCAUCGUCUUGGCCAAGUUUCACCUUCCCAACACAACGAUCCACAACUUCGACAUCGACUCACAGGCGAACACACUCGCGUCAAGCCUCGUUUCUCGCGACCCUGACCUCUCUAAACGCAUGAUCUUUCACACGACUGAUGUGUUAAACGCUAAGAAAGGGUUAGACCAGUACGAUGUCGUUUUCUUGGCUGCUCUUGUUGGAAUGGAUAAAGAGUCAAAAGUCAAAGCUAUUGAGCAUUUGGAGAAGCAUAUGGCUCCUGGAGCUGUGCUGAUGCUAAGGAGUUCUCAUGGACUUAGAGCUUUCUUGUAUCCAAUCGUUGACUCUUGUGAUCUUAAAGGGUUUGAAGUGUUGACCAUUUAUCAUCCGUCCGAUGAUGUGGUCAACUCGGUGGUGAUCGCACGUAAGCUCGGUGGCUCGACUGAAGCUCGUAACAGCGAGAUCGGACGGUGUGUAGUUAUGCCCUGUAAUUGCUCGAAGAUCCACGCCAUUAUGAACAGUCGUGGUACGAUGAAGAAUAUGAUCGAGGAGUUUGGUACCGUUGAGUAAACAAACACACGACUCUUUUCUUGAGGUAUGUGUUUAUGUUUUGCCCUUUUCAGUUUUGUGUUAAUGUUUUUGUGAUGUGUGUGAUAUGUUUGUAAGUACAAUAAGUUUUUGAAUUUUGUGAGUUAUUUGGUGUUCAUCAGUUUGAAGAACACAAAACCCUUAUUGUAUGUGCUUUUAGAUUAUUAAAAUCAAUAAUAAAUAAAUUUGAGAACC
This is a messenger RNA of Brassica napus (rape), 3103 nucleotides long. RefSeq names its product nicotianamine synthase 2. The transcript has a single exon. The coding region runs from base 1928 to 2890 and encodes 320 amino acids. Gene Ontology annotation, molecular function: nicotianamine synthase activity. The record is from RefSeq and is a predicted model, not a curated record. Gene Ontology annotation, biological process: nicotianamine biosynthetic process. NCBI's taxonomy places the organism in Eukaryota, Viridiplantae, Streptophyta, Magnoliopsida, Brassicales, Brassicaceae.